Messenger RNA from Aspergillus pseudoviridinutans, 4845 nucleotides. Its product is annotated as putative PKS/NRPS-like protein biosynthetic cluster. Gene Ontology annotation, biological process: long-chain fatty acid biosynthetic process. Bases 1 to 4845 code for a protein of 1614 amino acids. Gene Ontology annotation, cellular component: fatty acid synthase complex. The transcript has 3 exons. The record is from RefSeq and is a predicted model, not a curated record. NCBI's taxonomy places the organism in Eukaryota, Fungi, Ascomycota, Eurotiomycetes, Eurotiales, Aspergillaceae. Gene Ontology annotation, molecular function: holo-[acyl-carrier-protein] synthase activity; fatty acid synthase activity; 3-oxoacyl-[acyl-carrier-protein] synthase activity.
AUGGCGGUGGAUAUGGAUGCCCAGCGCAAGCUGGCUCGCAUAUUGCUGAUUGAACUCAUGGCAUAUCAAUUCGCCUCCCCUGUACGAUGGAUUGAAACUCAAGACGUAAUACUUUCGCGCAAGGAAUGCGACAAGAUCGUCGAAAUUGGGCCCAGCCCUACACUCGUUGGAAUGUUUCAGCGGACUAUAAACAGCCUGUAUCAGACUCAGGAGUGCACAAGACCUAAACCUCGCCGACUCUUAAACUCAGAGAGGGACACGAAAGAAGUCUACUUUGAACACGCUCCUACUGCUUCAAGUUUCAAGCCGAAGGAGGAGCAAAAGAAACCAGCAACCCCAGUCACCAUAUCGACUCUGAAAACAGAGCUGGCACCUGCAUCAGUAUCCGUGCCGGUAUCUGUGUCGACACCGACAUCAGUGCCAAUAGAACUCGAAGACCAGAAAGUCAAGGCGCGGGAUAUUGUGACAACGAUAGUGUCCAGAGUGCUGAAGAAGGCAGCAUCAGAUGUUGACGGGACAAAGUCGAUCAAGGCUCUUGCUGGCGGCCGAUCGACAUUGGAAAACGAAAUCGUCGGUGAUCUCCAUGCGGAGUUCGGCUCGCUGCCAGAACGCGCAGAAGACGUACCUUUGACCGAACUGUGGGAUGCGAUCCAGUCAAGCCACCAUGGAACGCUGGGCAAAGUGUCCACGAGCAUGAUCAACUCGCUUUUCACUUCCAAAUUACCCAGCGGCUUCACUACAGCGAUCGCGCGAGAUCAACUCAGUUCGCAGUGGGGACUCAAACAGKGACGACAAGACUCCUGCCUACUUCUUGCGGUCACAAAGCAGCCUGCCACACGAAUUCCUACAGAAUCUGAUGCAAAAGCAUUUAUUGAUAGCGUUGUUGAAAGCUACACCUUGAAAGAGGGCAUUUCUUUGCGCACAUCUCAUGCCGCUACGGAUGGAGUCUCAGCUCCCGGUGUAAUGGUCGACCCGGAGGCUGUUCGAGCACUGUCUGAGUCGCAAAAAGCGUUGUCCAAGCAGCUCCUUGACAUAUAUGCAUCCGAUGUUGGUCUAGACCAAGGCGCGGAUCGGCGUGCAUUGGACGCUCUCCGUCAUGACGUCGAGACAAGACUGCAAUCGGAACUGGAUCUAUGGACCGCAGAACAUGGAGAAGACUACGCGAACGGUAUCCGUCCACGUUUUGAUCCCCUCAAGAUCAGAUCGUAUGAUUCUGCGUGGAACUGGGCCCGCCAGAGACUCCUCGAGUUUUUCGAUCUGGCAACCUCCGUUCAGCGGGGAGACGAUGUCACUCUCGACCGCCAUAGUGUUUCGCAAUCCUGCUAUGCAAUCGCAAAUGCAGCGGAUGAGACCAUUCUUCCGGUUCUAGAUGAGAUGAUGACCAAACUGCGCGACCAUACGCUUCUGCGCUCCAUUUUGACUGAUCUCGAGGCAAAUUGCAAACAAACCCUAGAGUUCGGACCAGUGUUCAAGGGGGCACCCAGGCAAACGGCGCCUUGCACGACCAUUGAUGAGGAUGGAAAGAUACAAUAUCUUGAGAAGAAUCGCUGUGGCGCGGCCCCAUUUGCUGACCUGGCCAUGCCAACAUCCGAGACAGUGGAACCUCUUCUGCACUUGAAGGAAAAGCACGCACAUGGAUGGCAGUACAGCCACACAUUGACGGCACGGCUCCAUGAUGCUCUCAGUCAUGUGGAGAAACAUGGUGAAUCAUUCAGUGGCCAAACAGUGCUGAUCACAGGUGCUGGUAUUGGUUCCAUCGGGGCUGCCAUGAUCCGACAUUUCUUACAGGGGGGCGCCAGAGUGGUGACCACAACAUCCUCACUCUCUCCCGAGGUGGCCCGGAAAUAUCAGGCUAUCUACAUGGACUACGGUGCCAGGGGUUCCCAAUUAGUCGUGGUUCCGUUCAACCAGGCCAGCGUCCAAGACGUAACCUCUCUGAUUGAGUACAUCUAUUCACAGAGCGGUCUUGGGUGGGAUUUGGACUACCUGAUUCCGUUUGCUGCCAUUAGUGAAGCCGGCCGAAAGCUGGACUCCAUUGACUCGAAAUCGGAGCUAGCCCAUCGUCUGAUGCUGACAAAUGUGCUACGCCUGCUGGGCACCGUCAAGGCCUGCAAGGAAAAGUACAACUGUCAAUCCCAUCCCACACAAGUGAUUUUGCCUCUGUCUCCCAAUCAUGGAACUUUUGGUGGCGAUGGUCUGUACAGCGAAUCCAAACUGGCGUUGGAAACCCUGUUCAAUCGGUGGCAUUCCGAGGAUUGGCAGGACUACCUGUGUGUCUGCGGUGCGGUCAUCGGAUGGACACGAGGCACCGGUUUGAUGAACCAGAAUGACCUCGUCGCAGAGGGCAUUGAGUCUGCCGGCAUGCGGACGUUUUCCCAGGAGGAGAUGGCUUAUGCCCUGGUCUGCCUGUGUCUGCAGAGCAUCAACGAGCUUUGCCAAGAGCGACCCGUUUACGCCGACCUGACCGGACGUAUGGCAGAAAUGCAUGGACUUCCAGAGAAACUGCAGGGCCUGCGUCAGGAACUCAAGGAACGGAGUGAGAUUCAAGCAGCGCUGUUCACAGAGUCUAUCCUAGAGCAGCAAUAUGUGAUCCCAGGCCAAUCAUCCGUACGGAGGACCACCAAGCCGGAGCAGCUCGAGCAAAGAGCUCACGUCCGCUUGGACUUUCCCAGGCCGCUUGAUUACGAUCGAGAUAUUAGCUCUCUCCAUUCAGAUCUCCACGGAAUGGUCGACCUACACCGGACUGUAGUUGUGACUGGCUUUUCGGAGUUAGGACCCGUGGGCAACGCUCGCACGCGAUGGGAGAUGGAAGCAUAUGGCCAGUUGUCCCUGGAGGGCACCAUUGAAAUGGCCUGGCUCAUGGGCUACAUCCGGCACUUUGCCGGAACAAUAGAUGGAACGCCGUACUCCGGGUGGAUAGACGCGGCGACGAAGAAACCAGUGGCCGAUAUUGAUGUCAAAUCAAUUUACGAGGAGAGGAUUUUGAGCCAUACCGGCAUCCGUCUCAUCGAGCCUGAGCAGAAGCCAUUCCUACAUGAGAUAAUAUUGCAGGAAGACUUGGAACCUCUCCAUGUGCCCGGGUCACUCGCAGAGCAGAUGAAAUCAGAGCAUGGAGAGUUCGCUGAUGUGCAGCAAUCCACAACACCGGAUCUCUUCAAAGUCCAGCUUCGCAAAGGCGCGAGACUCUACAUCCCUCGCGCAAUGCAAUCCAAGCAGACGGUUGCUGGACUCAUCCCGACUGGUUGGGACCCUCGAACGUACGGUAUCACCGAGGAUAUCGUGACUCAAGUCGAUCCAGUGACGCUGUUCACGCUGGUGUGCACUGUUGAGGCGUUACUUUCCUCCGGCAUCACUGACCCUUACGAGCUUUACCAGUACAUCCACGUCUCCGAGGUGGGAAUAUGUAUCGGUUCGGGGCUUGGAGGGGUGUCUUCCCUCAACAAGAUGUUCAACGGGCGCCAAACCAGUCACGACAUCCAGAAGGACAUCCUCCAGGAGACUUUCAUCAAUACGACCGGUGCUUGGGUCAAUAUGCUUUUGCUCUCGGCGAGUGGACCCCUUCGCACCCCAGUCGGCGCGUGCGCAACAGCCAUCGAGUCCCUGGAAUUAGGGUACGAUACCAUCGUCACGGGCAAAGCUCAGUUCUGCUUGGUCGGCGGCUGCGAUGACUUUACCUCCGAGACCUCUCAGGAGUUUGCCAACAUGAAGGCGACCAGUAACGCCGAAGUGGAAAUGGCCAAGGGUCGAGCUCCUCACGAAAUGUCCCGGCCAACCACCAGCACUCGCAAUGGUUUUGUGGAAUCUCAAGGUGCCGGGCUACAGGUCUUGACCACGGCGGCACUGGCUUUGAAAAUGGGCUUGCCAAUUCGCGGCAUCGUCGCUUUUGUCAACACAUCCAGCGAUAAGGCCGGUCGCUCUGUGCCAGCUCCUGGCAGGGGAGUCCUUACCAAUGCCAAACAAGUUGCCUCAAAGGUGCCAUCGCCUCUCAUGAACAUCCGCAAUCGUCGGAAGAGGUUGGAAUUUCGCCUUCGCCAGAUUGCAGAGGCCCGGGACGUGGCCUUGCAGGAUCUCGAGUUCGAGGGGGCUGCAGUGGUGGCCCAGGACUCGACCGUGGAUGUUGGCACUUAUGUCAAAGAGCGUCGCCAGCAGAUUAUGGCUGACUUUGUUCGAGAAGAGAGGGAAUGUCGCUUCAGGCUGGGCAACGACUUCUGGCGGAACGAUCCAUAUAUUGCACCUCUGGCCGGUGCGCUGGCUACUUGGGGACUGACCAUCAACGACCUGGAUGUGGCAUCCUUCCAUGGUACGUCUACCGUGUUGAACGAUAAGAAUGAGUCCAGCGUCAUCCAACAGCAACUGCGCUCGCUGGGUCGACGGCAAGGCAAUCUCAUCCUCAGUGUCUUCCAAAAAUACCUGACCGGCCAUUCCAAGGGCGCCGCGGGAGCCUGGAUGCUCAACGGGGCCCUCCAGAUGCUCGAUUCCGGACUGGUCCCUGGCAAUCGCAAUUCAGAUAAUGUCGACCCGGCCCUCAAGGAAUUCGACCUCAUCGCUUACCUUCAACGGCCGAUCCGCGUCCGCGAUCUCAAGGCUGUUUCCGUGACGUCCUUUGGAUUCGGCCAGAAGGGAGCGCAGGCCCUAUGUAUUCAUCCCCGGUAUCUCUUUGCCACUAUAAACCGGGAAGAAUACCAGGCUUACAUGGACCGCUGCACGAGGCGACAGAGGAAGGCAGAUAUGUAUUUCUACGAGGGAAUGAACGGCAAUUCCCUCUUCAGGGCCAAAACAACGCCGCCAUUUGUCCCAUCACAGGAGACGGCCGCGUACCUCAAUCCGGCGGCUCGCUUUACUUGA